Molecule: messenger RNA, 2439 nt
Organism: Myxocyprinus asiaticus (Chinese sucker)
Lineage: Eukaryota; Metazoa; Chordata; Actinopteri; Cypriniformes; Catostomidae
Product: ras-related protein Rab-34-like
Exons: 11
Coding region: 436-1218 (260 amino acids)
Biological process (GO): endocytosis; phagosome-lysosome fusion
Molecular function (GO): GTPase activity; GTP binding
Source: RefSeq, a predicted model, not a curated record
CGAACAACCCCGCUCAUAAUAUGCCAAAUAACAUGGUAGCCUAACCAUAAGAACGGUAACAACUGUAUUAACAACUGUACUACUUAUGAGGCCUAAUCAAUAAUUAUAUUUUGGACUGAUAACGCUACGGGGCUGUAGGGGCCGAUUGCUCUCCGUCUUUCCUCAUUUCGGUGGGAAGAGACUGGGGUUUGGGAUUACUGGAGAAGACCAUCUGUAUGCACUUCCCAGCACUUCCGUGGUCGGAGUAUCCUGCCGUUUUCUCAGAAACUCGGGAAUCGUACGCGAUGGAUGAAUGCUAAAACCACCUUUUGUUUCCCCCAUUUUCCGUUUCUUUUACUUUCCAUUAACUGUUAAAGGCGUUUUUAAAUCCCAUUGUCUCAGGACAAGACCGGUUUACAAUCAUAAAAACAUCUUUCCUUGCCGAGAAACUUCAUCAUGAGUGUGCUGCCCCCUGUACGAAAAGACCGCAUAAUCGGCCAGCUUCCUAAGUGCUUCAACAAAGGUGCCGCUUUGCAGACAGAGAAUGAUUUCCACGGCAAGGUGAAGACGGCCUGUCAGCAGCAGAGGACUGGUACAGUGGGUAGGUUUAAAAUCUCUAAGGUAAUCGUAGUGGGCGAUCUGGCUGUGGGGAAAACCUGCUUGAUUAAUAGAUUUUGUAAAAAUGUGUUUGACAAGAAUUACAAGGCCACCAUUGGGGUGGACUUUGAGAUGGAGAGGUUUGAAGUUCUUGGGGUGCCCUUCAGUCUACAGUUGUGGGACACAGCAGGACAGGAGAGAUUUAAGUGCAUUGCCUCUACAUACUACAGAGGAGCUCAGGCUGUAAUUAUUGUGUUUGAUUUGACUGAUGUGGCUUCACUGGAGCAUACAAGGCAAUGGCUGGAGGAUGCAAUGAAGGAGAAUGAUCCUACUAGUGUGUUACUCUUCUUGGUUGGCACAAAGAAAGAUCUGAGUUCUCCUGCCCAGUAUGCACUAAUAGAGCAGGAUGCCAUUAAACUAGCAGAUCAAAUGAAAGCAGAGUACUGGGCUCUGUCCGCCUUGUCCGGUGAGAAUGUGAGAGAGUUUUUCUUCCGAGUGGCAUCUUUAACUUUUGAGGCAAAUGUGCUGGCAGAACUUGAGAAAAGUGGAUCCAGACGUAUUGGGGAAGUUGUUCAAAUCAACAGCAACUCAAACAACCUGUGCACAACUUCCAAGAAGAAACAGACCACCUGUUGCCAGUAAAGAAUGACCAUGUGAAAAUCAUGAAAUUUGCACAGACGUAUAGUGGUACCAAAGCAAAACAUAUAUGCAAACUUACAUGUACUUGCAUAGGGAGAAUCUAAAGAAUGAGAACAGUAGGAUGGACAAUAUUUCAACUACAGGAAUGUACAGUGAGCAGUGUGGUUUGUUUUUAAUAGAGUCAAACUGAAUUUCUGCUGGAUAACAGAAAACAUUCUUUCGUUGGAUAUCUUGAGGUUUUCAUUUUUGUGGCAAAGCGGUAUUCUCUUUCCCAAGAGGUCUAUGCACAAUGUAUUCAUUAACUCCCAAGUGUAUUCUGUAUCAGUGAUUAUAGUACUGUAAAAAAAAAUUUUUGUGUUUCAAAUAUCCUUUCUUAGUUUACGGUUGGCAGUUAUUUUAAAAGGUACACAAGAGGAUCAUGCAUGAGUUGCACAAAAAAGCAAUAAACAGUAAUUAUUGUAUUUUUCUAUAUCAGAUAUCCUUUGUUUAAAGGGUAAUCAAGAUUGAAGUUAUAUAAUAAUUACUUCAUCAUAUAGCUUCAAAAUGGUAUUUGCUCUAAAGAUGUUAUAUUAGGACUUUACACAGCUGUAUGCAAAGUUUUUUGUGUUUGCAUUUUUUUUUUUAAACUCUAAAUAAAAUGGAUGGAUGCCUUUUCUUUGUCUUAACUGAGCCAUUUAUUUGAGUACAAGCUAAACCUCACAAUAAACAGGUAGUAUUAUCAGUAUUAUCAAAUUAGUAAUGUUAGGACUGUGAUUAAAUAUUAAUGUUUUUGUUGUUGUUGUUGUUGUUUCAUGUAUAUUGCAUUCAUCAUGAUUUUGUAUUUUCAAGUUAUUAAUACAGAUAGAAAUUAAAAUGUGUUAGUGGCCUCUAGUGGUAAUUGUAGUGUAACAGCCAUAGCAGUCACAGACCAUAUACUGUAUGACCAAGAUGACUGAGCUUAUGCAUUUAGUGAGGAUUUGGCCUUACUUUCAAAUUUAGUCCUUGGGAGUUGUGAAGACACAAUGCUUAUCUAAAACAAUGUUAAGGGUAAUGGGACAAAACAUUUUAAGCCCACAAACAAAGAUCCAUAGAUCUCUGCACAGUAUCAUACUCUGUAUCAAAAAUGCAUGUUACAGCCUCUUGUUAUGCAUUGUUAGUGCAAAUGACUUAAGGGCUGAUGUCAGCUUAAAGGGAUAGUUCACCCAAAAUUGAAAAUUCAUAAUUUACUCACCCUCAUGCCAUCCC